Messenger RNA from Hippocampus zosterae (dwarf seahorse), 1982 nucleotides. RefSeq lists its product as uncharacterized. The coding region runs from base 681 to 1430 and encodes 249 amino acids. The transcript is spliced from 3 exons. Lineage: Eukaryota; Metazoa; Chordata; Actinopteri; Syngnathiformes; Syngnathidae. The record is from RefSeq and is a predicted model, not a curated record.
CAAGACGUCCGGCGAUCGCAAACGAGCGCCCGUCUUCCGCGCUGGUGUCAUCAGGAAUGAUCAAUUGGGGAAAAAAAAGCAUCUCCACAUUACGUGACCUUUGAGGAACCGUGAGGACAAAGACGACAACGGCUGCCAUCGCUGACACUUUCGAACUCAAGCAAAGGGGGGCGAAAUGUGCGUAUAAUGCCAUCGAAUUCGAGCCACGGCAAGGUUGCGUGCUUACAAUUCUCAGCCACUCUCUCGACAUUAUGUCCAUAACUUGUUUGCUUGUAACAGGCAGAAAAAUGUCAAACGCGCGCGACACAACGAAGCUGCCUGGCCACUGGAAUCAACGCCGGUGGGUGCACCGUUAGCCGAGCGCCGUGAGCGGCUUCUGGCAACGGCACCGACGGAGGCGCUUAUGGGCUCCAGCUGUGUGGAACGACGAGGAGACAGAGAAGGAGUCAGAUGGGCCGAGCGGCGUCGCAGAUGGCGAACGUCUGCUGGACGCCGUGCGAGACGAUCACAAUUAUCUACGGGAUGAGGUGACCUACUCCUCGCCACUUGACAGUGGGGCCGUCGGUCUGCGCGAACACGAUUAUUCGUCCACGCGGGCCGCCCCGGGCCCGGGCGCUCACGAGGUCGCGGACUUCCGACUUGAAAACGACCAGGCCGCUCGGGUCCACACGGGUUUACCCAUGGAAAAGCUGCUCAAGCUGACGGUGAAGGUGCAAUAUUACGCCACGCCUGGCUUUCCGCUGUCCGUGCCCUCCCAAGUAAUCAUGACGCUAAUGACGCUCAAGACCAACCGACCCCUGGCCGACCUGAGCAGGUACUUCCGCACGUCCGAGAGCACGGCCCUAGAAAUCGUCUUGUAUUGGAUCGACAUGCUGGCCAAGGUCCUCCGCCACUUCAUCUCGUGGCUACCCAAGAAAAUCAUCCAAUCGACCAUGCCCAACGAGUUGGGGGAGCGGUUUCCCAACAUGACCUGCUUCGUGGGCUACAGCGAAAGCAUCCUGUACAAGCUUGACGGUCUCUCGCCGUUCACCACCGCUAAGUACCUCCUGGCCGUAGCCCCGUGCGGCUUGAUCAUGUUUAUGUCGUCCGCCUACACCGGGUGCCGCGACCACGCCGACAUGGUGCUGGACUCGGGAUUACUGCACUUCCUCAUGCCGGGGGAUGAGGUCAUGAUUCAGGGGGGCUUCGCCAUUAAAAAGCUGCUCUUUGCGCGGCAAGUCAAACCGGUUGUGGGGUCUCUGGGUAAAAAUGACGGCCGGCCCGCCUCCGCUUCGUCCUCCGCCGGAGAUCACGUCCAAGGCGCCAUUCAGCACUUAAUGACUUACCGGAUACUUUCGCAUGGAGUGCCCACUAAGUUAGCACCGUACAUAGACGAGAUUCUCUGUAUCUGCGCUGCUCUGACCAAUCUGAGAAAUGAAUUUUUAAACUAAUGCAACAUUUUUACCUCCAAAACCCUUCAGGAUACCCGUGCCUUUUUUUUUUUUUAAUUUGGCUUGUUGAAACCAAAAAUGGGGUGGCCCGGUAGGCCAGUGGUUAGCACGUGGGCUUCACAGUGCAGAGGCACCGGGUUCGAUUCCAGCCCCGGCCUCCCUGUGUGGAGUUUGCAUGUUCUCCCCGGGCCUGCGUGGGUUUUCUCCGGGUGCUCCGGUUUCCUCCCACAUUCCAAAAACAUGCGUGGCAGGCUGAUUGAACGCUCUAAAUUGUCCCUAGUUGUGUGUUUGGUUGUGAAUGGUUGUUCGUUUCUGUGUGCCCUGCGAUUGGCUGGCAACCGAUUCAGGGUGUCCCCCGCCUCCUGCCCGAAGACAGCUGGGAUAGGCUCCUGCACCCCCCGCGACCCUAGUGAGGAUCAAGCGGUUCGGAAGAUGAAUGAAUGAAUGAAAACCAAAAAUGCCUGAUUUAGUGCCAGCCAAUUCCUGGGGAUCGUUUGAAUCCUGGUGAAUUGUUGUCAUGGCAACAUUCCAAAUUCCUGGAGGGCCUGAUUU